AUGUCGAGACGCGCGUUUUUAAUCACUUUGAAUUCAAUUAGAGAAGGGAGAUUUCAAUCACUUGAUCAGUGCCUGGCACGCGAAUAUCGCGUAUCCCUGAACUGGAUUUCAAAACAGGUGUCUGGCGAUUUCUGUGAGGGUGUUCGUGCUAGAUUGAUCGACAAGGAUUUCAGUCCAAAGUGGGAUCCACCGCGAUUGGAAGAAGUUACGAAGGACAUGGUUGAAUCCUUCUUUGCCCCUCUUGGUGAGUUUGAAUCGGAACUAAACUUGCCAACAUCAAUACGAGAGCCUUCAGUUUGAUCUUUGUUUCCGACUACAAUUUCUGUAAAAUUUUCAAACUACAGUUUUAGAUUUGAUAGGAAGGCAAGAAACAAUAGCUUUUUGACCCACCCAACAGACAACACCAUUAAAGAUUGAGUUUUAUUGGUCAUAAAA
This is a messenger RNA of Ipomoea nil (Japanese morning glory), 435 nucleotides long. RefSeq names its product 3-hydroxyisobutyryl-CoA hydrolase-like protein 2, mitochondrial. Gene Ontology annotation, biological process: L-valine catabolic process. The transcript is spliced from 5 exons. Bases 1 to 300 code for a protein of 99 amino acids. The record is from RefSeq and is a predicted model, not a curated record. Lineage: Eukaryota; Viridiplantae; Streptophyta; Magnoliopsida; Solanales; Convolvulaceae. Gene Ontology annotation, molecular function: 3-hydroxyisobutyryl-CoA hydrolase activity.